This is a messenger RNA of Knipowitschia caucasica, 1248 nucleotides long. Lineage: Eukaryota; Metazoa; Chordata; Actinopteri; Gobiiformes; Gobiidae. The record is from the annotation of a GenBank genome assembly.
AUGAAGAAGCACUCGGCUCGGGUGGCUCCACUCAGCUCGUACAGCACCCAAGUCCUGACCUGCCCUGUGGCCGAAGGAGAGGAUGGCUCUGAGUCCCACGCGGACUCUCCUGGCAGCGAGGCCAGUGAGGACAGCCGCUCGUACCACACAUGCACCAGCACCCUCCUGAAGGUGCUGGGGGGCCUGCUGGUGGUCCUGUGCCUCUCCUCCUCCUGGGUGGGCACCACACAGGUCAUAAAGCUCACCUACCACUCCUUCUCCUGUCCCUUCUUCAUCUCCUGGUUCAGCAGCAACUGGAACAUCCUCUUCUUCCCCAUCUACUACUCUGUGCAUGUGCUCACCACGCGGGACAAGCAGACGCCCAUCCAGAAGUUCAGAGAGUGCAGUAAGCUGUUCGGAGAGGACGGCAUGACCCUGAAGCAGUUUGUGAAGCGGACCGCCCCCUUCUCCAUCCUGUGGACACUGACAAACUACCUGUACCUACUGGCCCUCAAGAAGCUCACCGCCACCGACGUGUCCGCCCUCUACUGCUGCCACAAGGCCUUCGUCUUCCUGCUGUCCUGGAUCGUGCUCAAGGACCGCUUCAUGGGAGUGCGGAUUGUGGCUGCGAUUAUGGCCAUCACUGGGAUUGUCAUGAUGGCCUAUGCUGACGGUUUCCAUGGAGACUCCUUUGUGGGCGUGGCCUUGGCGGUGGGCUCUGCAUCCACAUCGGCUCUGUACAAGGUGCUGUUUAAGAUGUUCCUGGGCAGUGCAAACCUGGGCGAGGUGGCUCACUUCCUCUCCACGAUGGGCGUUUUUAACCUGCUCUUCAUCUCGUGCGUGCCUCUUAUCCUCUACCUGACGCGGGUGGAGCACUGGGGGUCUCUGUCCUCGCUGCCCUGGGGAUACCUCUGUGGACUGGCCGGACUCUGGCUCGUGUUUAACAUCCUGGUGCAUGUGGGCGUGGUGCUCACUUACCCCAUCCUCAUCUCCAUCGGGACCCUGCUCAGUGUGCCUGGGAAUGCAGCCGUGGACGUGCUGAAACACGAGGUGAUCUUCAGUGUGGUGCGUCUGGCUGCUUCAUGCAUCAUCUGCCUGGGCUUCCUACUGCUGCUGCUGCCAGAGGAGUGGGACUCGGCCACACUGCGCUUCCUGUCCAACCUCGCAGAUAAGAAGUCUGAGGAUCACGGAGAAGAACUGACUGAGUCCAGUGUGAAUGGCCGGAGCAGAAGCCGGGCCAACGGGGUGGUGUCGAUCCCUCUGGUAUGA